CGGAUACACACCCACUAUCCACUAACUUAAGGUAUUGCUAGCUUAAGCCUUAAGCUUUAGGUUGCGUAGGAGCUCCGCCUUUGUCCCCUUCCCUUUCCAAUCAUGAACUUCCCUCCUCAACCUUCACAUCUUCUCGAAAACUCCCAACAACAAAACCCCGGCCCCCAAAACCGACAGCUACCACAACAGCAACCUGUUUACUUGACCAACAGCCCCGGUACCAUGCAGGGUAACGGCUCUGGCGCCGGUCCUGGCGUAAUGUCGAUUGGGCCCACGCCCGCUGGCCAUCAGGCCGAACUUAAUAUUAUCUAUGGCAUGGUCGAGGAGCUGUCGCGUCAGCUGGCUGAGAACAGACGAGUGACCGAAGAUAUUGUCUCAGGACUUGGGAGGGUGCGAAAUCGGGCGCGGGAUCGUGGUUUAACAAAUGACCAGGUGCUUGGAGAAGCGGCAGAUGAAAUAUUUGCGCAAGAACCGAAUUUAGAGGCUCUCGUGUCUAUCUUAACAGAGUCCCUCGACCGCGCUAAGCUCUCCCGUGACGCCAACUUCUCUCUUCUUACCAGCUACGCCCGAGUUCUCGCCAAUAUACUCUCCCAAUUCCACGCGUACAAGCAAAAGCACGUCGCCGACGUAUCUGCCUGGCACCGUUCCUACCGAGCACAGCUGGCCGAAGCCCGCGCCGAGAAUUCGCGCCUACGUGAGCAGAUGUGGGAGAUGCAGGAGCACGCCGGCCGCGCUAACCAGAUGCUGCGCGAGUUCCGUAAGAAAUACGAUGAGAACGAGGAGCGGUGGGAGAAACGUGUAGACGACAAGGCUAGGAGACAGGAGAUCCGCUUCUGGAAACGUAUGGCCAUGCCCGAGGUUGCCGAGUCCGAGGAGGGAUACUGGAGCGAUGACGACGACUUAGUAGACCCCGUCGAGAAAGAAAGGUUGAAGGAGGUAGAGCGCAAAGUUGCCGAACAGGCCCUUGCUGGCGUUGGUAGUACCAGCAGCCAAGGGGAGGAUUCAGAAGGAGAAGGAAGCGAGCCGCGAGCCCUGUCAGCAAGCAUGAUUGGGGGCGUGGCCAUGGAUAGAGAGGGGAGUGAUAUUGCUAGGAUCAUACCGGUACCGCCUCCGAGACCAGCGAGUACAGGGAGUACGGGGAGUAUAGGACAACUGCCUAGCUAGGAGGUUGAGCCGACUUUGCCUAACACUUAAUAUGCAUUAAUAUGGCGUUGAGGCUGAUUCGAUUGAAGAAUAAUACCCCGAAGGAGAACGAUUCGAGCUAGCUAGAUUACUUAUGCUACCUAUCCCGAAGACUGAAGUUAAUAUGAUGUCUUGCUAGUCGCUAGGCUAUCUGCUCCUUUAUCUUCAUGUUGUGCGCUUGUAUACUAGAUUAUAUCAAGGCAUGUUUAUAGCAUUAGCCGUCCCGAGGGAACAAACUCCUUAAUGCAAAUUAUCUUCCCUAAGAUGUUCUCUAGGCGAUCAAAUUCGAAGCACGGUGUUACUUUGACGUGGUAGCUCACCGCUAAUAUUAAUAUAUGCGUAUAAAUCCGAGAUAAUAAGGGCGUGUUGAAGG
Molecule: messenger RNA, 1555 nt
Organism: Daldinia loculata
Lineage: Eukaryota; Fungi; Ascomycota; Sordariomycetes; Xylariales; Hypoxylaceae
Exons: 2
Source: RefSeq, a predicted model, not a curated record